This is a messenger RNA of Labrus mixtus (cuckoo wrasse), 5874 nucleotides long. Its product is annotated as regulating synaptic membrane exocytosis protein 2-like. The record is from RefSeq and is a predicted model, not a curated record. Lineage: Eukaryota; Metazoa; Chordata; Actinopteri; Labriformes; Labridae. Gene Ontology annotation, biological process: positive regulation of synaptic transmission; regulation of synaptic plasticity; intracellular protein transport. The coding region runs from base 363 to 5453 and encodes 1696 amino acids. Gene Ontology annotation, molecular function: small GTPase binding; transmembrane transporter binding. Gene Ontology annotation, cellular component: cytoskeleton of presynaptic active zone; presynaptic membrane. The transcript is spliced from 41 exons.
CCCAUGACAGCAGCUGAUCUUUGUUGUGCGUAACUCCGUCACACCGCAGCCCCGCCCCUUUCCACCUCAGCCUAUGGAGGCUAUCAUUAUUCUCUCCUCUCCUCUGCCGCUCAGUCAUUUAUCACCCUGAAUCACCGAAGACCCGCAACGAGACCCGCGACACCAGCAGGCCGAGCAGGAGGGCCUGAGCGCCGGGAAGGAUGAGAGCUGCUGCCGGGACGCGGAGCCGCCGCUGAAUCCCGGAGAAGGCGACAUGACUGCGGCGUGAGGAGGCGAGAGGACGCCGCUGCGCCGGUCUGUGAGUUACGGAUCGAUGGAUGGAUGGAUGGUUGGAUGGAUGGAUGCAGUGAUAAACAGUCAGCAUGUCUGCACUGCCCCCAAGGCCUGGUCCUGGUCCUGGCUCUGGUCCUGGUCCUGGUCCUGGUCCUGGUCCCGGCCCCGGCCCCGGUCCUGGCCCUGGUCGCGGUCCAGGUCCCGACCUGAGCCACCUGACGGAGGAGGAGCGGCGGAUCAUCCAGUCAGUGAUGGAGAGACAAAAGAAGGAGGAGGAGAAAGAGCAGAGCAUGCUGAAGGAUCAUACAGACUCAGAUCCUCCGUCCAGCUUGUGGAAUCCUUUUUCGGGGUUCAGUCAGUUGGUCAGUAAUGUUGCCACCAACGUGUCUGAGGUCCUGCAGGUUAAAAGUCCAAAUGAAGAGCCAUCACAGACGAAGUUACAUCAGCAAUUCGAGCUGUACAAGGACCAGGUGAGGAAGCUGGGGGAGGAGCCCCAGGUGAAACAGACAGUGAAGGCGGAGCCUCCCACCUGUGGCAUCUGUUGUAAGACAAAGUUUGCUGAUGGCUGCGGACGCGUCUGCUGCUACUGUCAAAGCCGCUUCUGCGCCCGCUGUGGGGGUCGUGUUCUUCUGAGAGCCAAUAAGAUGAUGUGGGUGUGUAACGUCUGCAGGAAGAAGCAGGAUAUUCUCACUCGAUCAGGGGAGAUGCUGUCCGUCAACCAUAACUCACAAGGGGUUCCCCACACAUCACCUCAGGGGUCUCUGAGCAACGGAGCCUCUGAUUGGAAGUGGUGUGACAAUGGUGGGGGAGGUGGGAUGCAUCGCUCGCCCUCUGAUCAAAGUCUGGAGCGUUGCGCUUGCUCACACCAUGAUUACCAUGGUAAUAGAGAAAACGAGCGGCUAGCUGCUCCACUGAGGGAUGAACGAGGCCGCUGGUACUCACAGGUGAGCAUGACUAAACAGGACAAGGUUCAGGAAGAACAUGAGUGGCGGCGGCAGAAGGAGGAGGAGUUUCAGGCUCGUUACCGUAGUGACCCAAACCUCGCACGUUACCCAGUGAAGCCGCAGCCGAAUGAGGAGACCAUGAGGAUGUUGGCUCACGUUGGCCGGUUCCGGCACCAACGCCGUCACAGCGACGUCUCCCUGGCAACCUGCGAGCCCGAGCACGUACUCAUGGGACGGACAGCUGUCCAUCAGCAUCGGCCUCAGGGAUUGGUUGGACAUGAAGGUCAGAGGUCUCUGUCUGUGGACCGCACAGCAAAUCAUAUCAGUCCCACUUCCCCCCGCCUGUUAUUGCGACAACACAUGGAACCUGAGAGCACAGCACAGAGGGGGAAGAGGGCAGGGAAGAUGUACGUGAUUGGUAGCUUCAGCAGCUCGGAGGAGGACCUAGUGACCACGCCUGACUACACCAGCUGGGAGGAGCCUGCCAGAGACAUGGACAGCCAAUGGUGGGAUCAUGGUACCUGGCAGAGUGAGGCUGCACCUAUUUCCAUGGUAGGACUAAGCCCAGCCCCCUCCAUCUACCCCCACCUUCCACAUCCAGUGUCAUGGCAACCGUCCAAGGAUGGAGAGCGUCUGAUUGGACGAAUUCUGUUAAAUAAGAGGAUGAAGGACGGGACUAUUCCUGCGGACACUGGAGCGCUGCUAGGACUCAAGGUGGUCGGGGGGAAGAUGACAGAGUCGGGUCGUCUCUGUGCGUUCAUCACGAAGGUGAAGAGAGGAAGUCUGGCCGACACUGUGGGACACCUGAGACCAGGUGAUCAGGUUCUGGAGUGGAACGGUCGGCUUCUUCAGGGAGCCACGUUUAAUGAAGUGUACCACAUCAUCCUGGAGUCCAAACAAGAACCACAGGUGGAACUAGUGGUGUCCCGACCAAUCGGAGAGAUAUCAAGAGCUGCAGACAGCACCGUCAUUGCCCUGGACUCCAGUUCCAGUUCCUUCGACUCUCAGAAAGUUGGUCCAUCAAUCUCUGUCACUUCUCCCAUGAGCCCCAGCGCUCUGUCUGGACAAGUCUCUACUGUGAACAGGCGUACUCUGGUGCCCAGAAUUCAGGUGAAGCUGUGGUACGAUAAAGUCGGUCAUCAGCUGAUCGUCACUGUUCUUGGAGCAAAGGAACUUCCUGUCCGUGAGGACAACAGACCAAGGAAUCCCUAUGUCAAGAUCUACUUCCUGCCAGACAGAAGUGAUAAGAGUAAGCGGAGAACAAAGACAGUGAAAAAGUCAGUUGAACCUCGGUGGAACCAGACCUUCAUGUACUCUCCGGUCCAUCAGCGGGAGUUCAGAGAAAGGAUGUUAGAACUGACAGUCUGGGACCAGGCCAGAGUCCGCGAGGAGGAAAGCGAAUUCAUGGGAGAGGUGCUGAUAGAGUUGGAGCAUGCUCUGUUAGACGAUCAGCCUCACUGGUACAAACUUCAGCUUCAUGACGUUUCCUCUCUGCCACUGCCCAAAGCCUCCCCCUACCUGCAGAGGAGAGGACUGCAGCCUGACGACCCACCGAGCAGCAGGAGGCUGCAGAACAAAGGUCAAUGCUAUAACCCAGGGUCUCAGAGGAUCAGUGACAGUGAGUUUUCGGAUUAUGACUGUGAAGACGGCAUCGGGGUGAUAUCAGACUACAGGCAAAAUGGGCGGGACUUCCACAGCUCCACCCUCUCAGUGCCAGAGCAGGUGAUGAUGUCCAAUCACAGCCCUCGAUCAGACAUGGUCCGGAUGAGGUCACGGUCUCCGAGCCAGCCGCCUCCUCACAGCGGUAACCCUUUAUACCCAUUGUACCGCGAGGACGCAGUGCGGCUGUUGCGUGGCUCCAGAAUGAGUCGAGCCUACUCUGACGCUGGUCAGUCCAGCAGCCUGGACAGGAGGUGUGUAAGGAGAAUGUCGGUUGCCAACUCUCUCGAUUCCCAAGACAGGUAUGUUAAUGGUCCUAACCAAAUUCACUGGACAAACCAUAUGGUGAAUGGAAGCUGUGAGGACUUCAGUCAGGACUUCAUCCCUGACUUCCCCUACGAACCCGACCUCUAUGACGAGGAGCUGCUCAGGUUCAGUCGUGGCAUGGACCGGCGGGAUUACUACAGUCGCUCUCGCUCAGCUGACCAGCGAGCAAUGGCCCACCGACCCGUCUACACCCGCUCCCACUCCACUGACCGAGCUGACUCCACUCAUUUGAGAUCCAGACACUCUGCCCCCCCCUCUCCUGCUCCAACCAGGACAAACCCGCGUUGUGGAUCAAGUCAAACAAGUCCAUCGGGAACGCCGAUCUGCAGCCGCAGAGGACGCCAGUUGCCUAUCGUCCCACCACAAGGACCUCCGGACAGAAUUUUGGCUACACCCAUCACAGGAGCAUCAACUCCAGCUCCUCCCAGUCCGUAUCAUCAGGUCCCUCCACCUGGCCUCAAACAAGCCCCCCUCUCUAAUCAUCCUCCUCGUAUACGAAUCCAAGCCCCGCCCCCUACUACUGGCCCAGCCCAUCCACCUACUGCUCCUUCACCCGCGCCACUACCUGCUCCAGUCCAAGUGCAAGCCCCUCCCCCAGCUCAAACAUCUGCCAAAGCCCCUCCACCAGCUCAAUCAUCUGCCCAAGCUCCGCCCCCAGUCCCUAAUCAAGUUGAAGCCCCAACCCAACCUCCAACUGCACCACCUGCACAAGCCCCUCCCCCAGCUCCUGUACAAAUCCAAGCCCCUCCGCCAGCUCCUGCACAAAUCCAAGCCCCUCCCCCAGCUCCUGCACAAAUCCAAGCCCCUCCGCCAGCUCCUGCACAAAUCCAAGCCCCUCCGCCAGCUCCUGCACAAAUCCAAGCCCCUCCGCCAGCUCCUGCACAAAUCCAAGCCCCACCUCCAGCUGCUGCUCUUCCCCCUCCAGCAGCUGAAAUUAAAUCUCAGCCACCUAUUGACCCCCCCCAGCUCCCUGCACCUACCCCAACACCUUCACCUUCACCUUCACCUGUACCAUCCCCUGCCCCCACCCCACAGACUCCAGAGCCUGACAGACGCUCAGCCACACCUGGAGGGACCAGGAAAGAGGUCACAUGGGAGGACCAGCAGAAGAAAACAGCCAGUGGCGAGGUGUUGUCAGCGAGUUCAGACGGUGUGAUGAAGGAUCCAUUAAAGAAGCGAGACAGUCUGUCCUUUAAAUCAUCAGACAGUGAUGUCAGCGAGAUGUCGGCCAUGUCCAAUGAUACACGUCGGGCGGAGGCUGUUGAAGGCCAAUCAGGGGAGUUGGGGAUGGGGUCAGAGGGAACAGAGAAAGUAGCUGGGGAGGCAGAGGGCGGGGCCAAACUUCAGAAGAGUGAAUCAGUGGAUGAAGGAGAGGAGGCGGAGCCUGAGCCUGCAAAGGCGGCAGCACCUCUCACCAAGUCAUCAAGCGUGGGUGGGGAAAUUUGUUCAUUAGGAAGAAAUGAUGACGAUGAUGACGACAAGAAGCGGCGCUCAAGCUUUGGAGCGAAGAUGAUGGGAAUAGUUGGAUUGGGAAAGAAGAGUCAGAGCGCGUCCCAGCUGAACCCAGAGGAGGAGGAGAAGAAGAAGAAGGUUGUGAGACUUCCUGUUCAGAGGAGUGUAGAGACCGGAUUGGCCGUUGAGUUUAAAUCUCGUUUUACUCGACAGCAGAGCCGAGACCCGGACGCUGAGGAACCCAAACCUGGAGCCUUGAUAUUUCCAGGGGUGAAGCUGGCGUCAGACAAACAAUUCACUGGCUUUCUGGAAGGAUUAGGCCCCGCCCAGCUGGCUGGACGGCAGACUCUGGCCACACCCCCUAUGGGUGACAUCCAGAUAGGGAUGGUGUACAGGAAGGAGCGUCUGGACGUGGAGGUCAUCCGAGCCCGGGGGCUCGUGGGAAAGCAAGGCAACAAAAACACCCCAGCACCCUAUGUGAAGGUGUACCUGAUGGAUAACGGGAAGUGUGUGUUGAAGAGAAGAACUCGUUUGGCGAGGAAAACUCUCGAUCCUCUUUAUCAACAACAACUUCAGUUUGAGGAGAACCCCGAGGGCAAAGUACUGCAGAUCAUCGUGUGGGGGGAUUACGGGCGGAUGGAUCAUAAAUCCUUCAUGGGUUCUGCUCAAAUCUUAUUGGACGAUCUAGAUCUGUCCAACAUGGUGAUUGGCUGGUUUAAACUGUUUCCUGCCACCUCAUUGGUGGAUCCCGGCUUGGCCCCGCUGACCAAUAAAGAGACAGAGGGCAGCAAGUCAUAGCAUCAGGAGGCGGACACUUGCCAUAGUAACAGAGGAGGAGAUCUGUGGUUAACGGCCUAAAAAGAUUUCCUCAGCUGCUGCAUACUGCAUGGUGACAUCAUAGCAUCAACGCUUGGAGGCGCCGCCCCUGACGCUCAGGCAGGAAAUUAUCCUUAAAGGGAGCGCAGGGCACCACUGCCAGGGAUGCUGGGAAAAAAUGGACCAGAAUCCAAGCGCUCUUUAGCUGACGACCAAUCACAACAGCUCUCCAGAAACCAUGUGCAGAAUCUGCAGACGGAUCAUUUCCACAGAGACGAAGGAAAACAGACGGCGGUUCUCUAAGUGUUUGCAUGGAAUGAUAAAAAUAACCCAGAACAUUAAAACAAACUGUGAGAUAAAGAACCUGAGAACUAAAAAUAAAAAAAAAGAUUCUCAACACUGA